This is a messenger RNA of Besnoitia besnoiti, 11076 nucleotides long. RefSeq lists its product as uncharacterized. The transcript is spliced from 2 exons. Gene Ontology annotation, molecular function: cation binding; protein serine/threonine phosphatase activity; protein binding. Gene Ontology annotation, biological process: protein dephosphorylation. The record is from RefSeq and is a predicted model, not a curated record. NCBI's taxonomy places the organism in Eukaryota, Apicomplexa, Conoidasida, Eucoccidiorida, Sarcocystidae. Bases 1 to 11076 code for a protein of 3691 amino acids.
AUGCAUUCCCUCAGCGCUUUCGCCGCGGGACAGUGCGCCCCGACUGUGGCUUCCUCAUCCACAUCGACUGCUUCCGCUGUGUGCCCUUCGGCGCAGCACAGGACUGACGCCUUCUCUUCCCCUGCUCCCUUGCCUUCUGGCUCCACAGGACGCGCGGACGCCAUCGAAGCGUGCAGGCGCGGCGCCCCUCCGGAUGCCUCCCUCGGCUUCCUUGCCCCCUGGGCCACGCCGGAGACUCGCCGGCGGGCUGCGACGGUUGGGCUCGGCGCGGGUCACCGACCCCGGGAGAGGGCAAGGCACCAGGGGGCGGGGGUGGGAGGCGGCGCGCCGCCGUCCGCGAGCGAGGCCCUCGCCAUGCAGACGUUGGUCGCGUGGGAGACUGUGCGGGAGGCGUAUGCAGGGUUUGAGGCAGAACUCGCAGGCUGGACGGAGGCGUUUUCAACUCUGACUCGCACGCAUCUCGCCCCUCUGUUCGUCCCGGGCGCAGCGCCAGAUGGGCCUACAGAGCAGGCGCUCCCGCGCACGCCGCACCACCACGCCGUGGUUCAGUGCGUCCGAGGACCCUUCGCAGGCCGGUUCUUCUACGUCAACAAAGGCAGGAAAGGCGACAUCCUGGGCGGCGGAAAAGGCAAUCGAGAGGUGACGAUGUACAUCGAGCACGCAGGCCUCAGCGAAGCGCAUGCGCAGCUCGUCGAGGACGCUGGAGACAACGCGACACGCAAGGAAAACACCCUCGUCCUCAUCGAUCUCCACAGCGAAAACGGAACUUGGGUUCGCCUGCGCUGGGACCUCCCGAUCCCAGUCUGCUCGGAGCCGGGGCUGGCUGUCUCCCCUCCCCCUCUGCUUCGCGGCAAACGCUGCCUCGCAGCGCUCGCGAAGCGGCGCAGCGGCGACUUCUCCUCUUCUGGAUCUUCUUCCUCGCCUCUCCUCCCUGCAGCUGCUGCUCCAUCCGUGCUUCCGCCGCGCGCGCAUGCCUCGGCCUCCCUGGCGCACCGUGGACAGACGCCGAGGCGCUGCGACGAGCCGCCGGCGUCUCCUGCGAACGGCUGUGUAACCCACGCGGGAGACGAAGGAGUCCUGCCGCGUCCGCGACCGCAAGGCGGCGCGACCUCGGACUCCUACCAGGUUCUUCACUUCGAGGGCACGCUGCUGCGACUCAGUCGAGGCGAUCCCCUUUCUCCGCUGGAGGCCUUCGAUGAAUUUCUGAAAGCUUUCGAGCUAUCUCAUCUGGAAAGAGAAAUUCUCCGGGGGCUGCAGCAGCAGUGCCGGUGCCACGAGAAUACGGUGCAGCCCUCGGGGCGCGCCUCUUGCAGUUUUUCAGCUCCCUCUUCGGAGUCUGCUUCUCCGCCUUCGUCGCUGUCCUCUCCUUCAUCGCUGCCAUCUCCUUCAUCUGCGUCGGCGGUUGACACGUCUGUCUCGUCGGCUCUCCCGUGGCCUGAGUGCCCGAAACACGUACGGCGCCCAGAGGAGACGCUGUUGUGGACGGCGGAGAGGGGUCGCUCAGGUGUGAGUCUCGACGGGACGGGAUCGCAGCCUCCUGACCCUCUCUUCUCGAGAAAUCAGGGCUUGUCUCGUCUGCUGCACGACGCAGACGCAGAGUUGUCUCCUUCGUCUCCGCGCUCACCUUGCUUCUUGUCGCGCACGGGCGCAUGCAGGUGCCUGAGGAAUCCACUCGUCCGCCUCGCCGAGCUGAGUCCUGACUGCAUCCUCUCGUCGCCGCGUCCAGCAUGCCGGCAAGGGGAGGCGGCAGAACAAUCUGAAGCCAAUGCCGACGCGCACGGCUCAUCUUUUCCAUCGAUUCUUGCUUCUCAGCUCCCCCCUGUGGCCUCCUCCCCUUCUCGGCGUCUGUCUUCAUCGUCGCCCUCGUUGGCGGUCUCUGCGGUGUCCCUGCCCGGAUCUUCACCCGCAAGCCCUUCGAAGCGAGGCCAAAUCACCUUUUCAGCGGCAGCCGCGACGACGCAGUGGGCGAGCCAGGAGGGUGCCCCCGACGAGGUCAGCAGACGACACAGCACUGCGGAAGACCGAAGCAUGCCCUACGCAGGGGACGAGGGAGAGCGAUGCGGCGACAACACGCCCUCGUGCGAAAGAAUCGAUGACCCCUGGAGCUGCGGAGGGGACUCCAAGGACCUCGCGAGUGAAGAUGAGGCGACUGCCGAGGUUUUCAGGGGCGCCGCAGCCGAGCCGCCGGUUGUGCCGGCGCGCCCUUCAUCCUGCUCACCCGCUUGCCAACUGACUGUCCCCCCUGGCUCCACCCGCGACGGCCGUGGAGGCGGGUGCGACGGAGACGAAGAGGAGGCCGGCGAGGACCAAGGGGCGAGAACAGAACUGAGUCACGAAGAUCUGGCCAAGUGGCAGCUCGCGUGUCAAGAGUUGCCGCGUUUCUACCUCCCUCUCGAGGUGAAGAGUCGUCCGUUGGAGAUCUUUGACCUGGCCUCAGGCGCCUUCCUGGGGCGAGUUGGCUGGUCUGGCGCCUGCCUUCUUCCCUCUUCGUCGUGCUGCCCCUCGGCGUCUCCCUCCACACCCUCUGCGUCAUCGCCUUCCCUGACUCCCUGUCCCCCCUCGACGCUUCUGGGCCCCCGCCCGCAUCAGGCUGCCGCUGCGUCGACCUCGACGCGGUCUCCCGCAGCGUCGCGUUUCCCCCACACAUCAUCUCACUCGAGUUCAGUCACGACUUGGUCUUCGUCGCUUGCUGACGCGGCGGCUGUCGGUUCCGCACCUCUCAUGCUUCCCCUUUCGGCGCCUUCUCCGGAGAGCUUCACGAAAGGCGAGCUCGCGGAGCACGCAGCCGCAGAAGACGCGCAUCUGCUUCCGCUUAAGGCGUCUCCCGCGCCUCCGGCUUGCCAGUUUUCUCCCUCGAAGAACGUCUCAAGCUCGCUCUUCCAAGCGCUGCUGGCAGAGGGACCGACGGAUGCAGCGGCUGGCGCGGCGGCCGCUCCCUCGCCUCUCUCCGCCGGCGAGCGAGAGGACCCGAAGAGAGAAGAACUACGGCUGCAAACGCGCCUCAGCCCCGCGGGGGGUCGUCACGCGGAGAGACGCCGGGCGGGUCGCGACGAGCGAGGAGAAGAUGGAGGCAGCGAUAAAGCGGGACAGAGGGCGGCUCCCGAGCUAGCGGUCGAGCGCCCGGCGUUGCUGCAGAAGGUAGGCAUGCGAGCCGAAGGCGUCUCUGUGGCUUCGCCUACUCAGCAGAGAGGAAACAGCUCGCUGUCUGAGAGGUGGCCGUCGGUUGUCGGCGGAGAGUCUGCGGAGAGCCAGACUCCUGGCGGCGGGCCGGUACAGGAUUCUCUUGCGACGCCUGCGCCUCCACUUGAGAGCGGUGUGAGAAGCGGAGAGGGCGAGACUGGGCAAAGCCGACGGGAGCCCCUGGCGAGGGAGGAGGAAGUGCACGGGGCGGAAGAAAAACUAACCGACGCAGGACGAAGGAAGCCCGAAGACGACCGGCGCAGCGGGGGGACGCGCGAAGGCGAGACGAACACAGGCGAGGCCGACACCGCCCCUGUGUCUCUUUGCAGGCUAUCACCGACACUCGGCGAACCGAGCGUGGCGCAGUCGCAUGAGCCUUGCUCUCAGUUCCCGCCACCCUCUUCCACGUUGGAGCAAGCUGCUCAAGCCGACGCGGUCGGCGACGACAAGAGGAAGAGGGCCGUCGAUGAGCUCGCGCGCCCAACAGAGAAUAAGGGUGGAGGCCUCUGCCAUAACAAGAGCGACCGCAGAGGACAGAGGCGCACGGUGUCGCUCUCAGGCCCCGUGCCGUGGGACCGGCGCGCUGCAAAAGGCUGCGCAUCGCUCUGGGGCUCCGACGCGCCCCGGAACUCUGCUGCGUCUUCCAGCGUCUCGACGAAGCCUCACAGAUGUGACUAUUUCUCGGACUACUCCCACCCCGCCCAGGACCGCCCCGCGGACCGUUGUUCGCGCUCGGCCUCUUCGCUGGGAUCCCCUUCGGCCUCCGCGCCGCUGCAGGGACACAAGCCUGCGCACCCGGAAUCUCCCUCGGUCUCCUCUCCUUCGCUCCUCGCAUCGUCGUCGCCGUCGCCUGCCGCGGGCGUCCGCUUCCCUCUCGCCAAAUGCGGAAAGCGCUUCGCAGAAGGGCCGCAGCCGCCUGCCUUGCCUCGCUCGGCGCCGCUCCAACGCCCGGCGUCUGCGGAGUCCCCUCUGCGGCCUGCGGUGCGCGCUGCGUCUGGCACAUUCUCGUCGCCUUCUUUCUUCCUCCGCGGUGCUUCCACGAAGUCCACGGAGUCCGAGAGCGCGCUCCAGAGAAAAAACGAAUCCGGGGAUGGAGAGGCUGCACCGCAGGAAAAGAGCGUGCGGGGGGCUGCGCAUGUGCUGCAGCCGCCCGAGGGCGCACACACGCAAGUGGAAACGACGAGGAAAGACGGCGCACAAGCCGAGCGGCUGCGACGGAUGCGGACGCUUGCAUGGGAAGACACAGACAACGCAACAGAGGACGCAGAGGAGGACGGGCGCCCGUUGCCCGGGGCGGUCUCUAUGCGGCGGAGGGAGGCGGGGGGAGGUGUCGCGAGGGAGGAAAACGAGGCGACGCAGAUUCCCCGGCCUAGAAGGCUCCAGCUCUCUGCGUGCGCCGAAGAACAGGGAGAAGACGUGCGACCCCCAAGUGACAUCGAGAACGAGGUGGAAGGAGGGAUAACGGCAACUGCAGCCGGGGCAAAGACAGACGAUGACGAAGCAGCGGGGAGAGGAGAGUUGGCGAAAGGAAGCGAAGGUGUAGUGACAGAGGAAGACGUGCGAAGGUGCCAGACCCAGGCUGAAGCACAGGGAGGCCGAACAACCCUGGACGCCCGCGACGGCGAAGUGCUGCAGCGAGAGCCCGUAGAAACCACAGAGGAAGCAGGGCUAGCAGGCGAAAGACACGAAGGGGGGCACGAAGAAGCCGUGCAACGUGGAGAGGACGAGAGCGUCGUACGAAAGAAUCGAACAACAAAUGCCCUUUUUGCGCAGACGCCGCAGCACUGUACUUCACCUACCUUGCCGAUGUCGGGGGCAAGCAGCAGCAGCGCCGAAAGAACGGCGAGCUUACACCAAGUUUUCACCAGUAAAUACACGUUUAACGAUGAGGACAGAGGAGGGCAGAUCCCAUUGGAAAGGCCACCGCUUUUCUCGUCGCGUCGCUCCUGUGCUUCGCCUCCGCUGGCACCCAAGCCCGUCGCUGCCGCCAGCACCUUCGCAUCGCUUGCCGGUCUCCCCACGCCCCAAGCGAGAAGCAAUGCGACGAACUCUGACGAGGAACGGCGCGGCGAGCACGAGGGGGGAAACCUGAAGGGACAGCUGCUGCGAGACAUGCACGCGACGCUGUUGAAGAAGCCGUUCAGGAGGGUCACAGAGGAAGAGGAGGGAGACAAAGAGCAAACUCGAGGCACACAGCCCGAGGAGGGCGCACGCAAUCUGCAAAGCAGGCAAGCCUGUGAAGGGGCUCAACCCGGAGACUUGAAGAAUAGAGACAACGCCCAAACUGAAACAGAUGCGUUGCCGGCUGCACGGCGCCCACAGAAAUCCUCGCGCAGGACACCUCCGCGAGCGCAUGCGGUUAAAGGGAGAGAGCGCGAGACAGAUAAAAGAAGAGAGGGAGAACAAGACGCCGAGGCGGCACAGAGUGUUUCAGUGGACGUUAAGCUCGCACGGGAGAAGAACCAAGUGUUGGAGGGCACCUCUCGCGAAGAAGAGGGCGAUUGGAUUCCGCAUGAGAGGACGCGUGCGAGGGAGGACAAGGAGACUGAGCGGCAUCGCAUUGCUCGGGCGAGAGAGAAUGAAUUCAACUGUGCUCUUUGUUUUCCCCUUUUUUCUUCAAUUCCUUCCGCGUUGGUCUCGCCUUUGCGUCGCUUUCAAUCCUCACCGUCUCUCCGCGGCUCUUCCUCUUCUCUCCCGUCGUCUCAUUCGUCUGUCCCCGCCUCUCUCGCUUCUUCCUUCUCGCCUCCUCCCUCUUUCGAGCCUUUCGCGCUUGCGUCGAGUUCCUCCUUUUCAGCCGAUCGCUGCGGGACAGCAGCUUCUUUGGCAGCCUCUCCGUCUGUCUCCCGUUCAGCUGCAUCGACUUCGCCUUCGUCCUCUGCAUGCGCACCUCUUUUUCGCCUUGGGUCGUCGCCGUUGCGCCGGCGGAUGGCGGAGGAACGCGUGAAUCCGACCGGCGGCUUGGAUGGAGAACGGAGUCGCAGGCUUACGUCCGCUCCACGGCCCUGCCUGGCGCCUCCCACGAAAAAGCGCACACGAGCAGAGCCUCAACAGGAGGGCUUUGAACGGGCAGGAGAAUCCAAAGAGAGAGACCGCGGCAGAGGCGGAUGGGCGCCAGGCUCUUUGGGAGGAGGGAAUGAACACACGGAGUUGGCACGUCUCGCGCGUGCGGAAGACAAAGUUCCGCGUCGGAGCUUGUUGCCGAGUGGAUUCGUCUCCUCUUCUCUCUGCCUGAGUCGUGGAGGAGAGAAAGUGGCUGACGCAAGCGCCUGCACUCGGCAGAGCGAGGGAGAGGGGAAGAAGAGUGCAGCGAAGUCGACUCAGCGCGAGCGAGAACCAACAGGGAAGCGAGGAGAGAAGCAAACAUGCGAAGAAAGACACAGACAAGUGGACGAAGGCGAAGCAGGCGCUGAGGAAGAAGGCCUUGAAGAGAGAGUCUGGAAAGGCGACGGAGAGGCCGAGGCGGAGGACGUAGAAACGCAGACGAGAUGCAGCCGAGGAGCGCCAGCAGAAGGCCAGGACGAAGAAGCGGAUGCACAUGCAGAUGGUGACCAGAAAGCAGAUGAAGAAGGGACCAUAUGCACAGCAGAAGGGCAGGAAGACGGCGGCUUGUUGUCGCAGAUGCCAUUUCGUCACCUUGCAGCAUCUCCCCGCUCGCCUGCCUUCGCGGUGUCUCCACCGCGCUCAUCAGCUCUGUCCAGCGCGCCUUCGGUUUCUUCAGCCCUUUUCGCGUCGCGCUGUCUUUCUUAUUUGUCGUCCUCUACUUCUUUUUUUCCGCCUCUUUUUCCUUCUUUCCGUUCUGCGCGUGCUUCUUCCCUGUCAUCUUCGCUCCCGUCUUCGCCUCGGCGUCCUUCUCACGAACCUGCGCGUCGAGCAUACUCGCCGCCUACCCCUCGUCUCGGCGCUUCGUCGUCGUCCAUCUCUUCACUUCUGCCAUCUUCCCCGUCCCUUGAUUCGCCUUUUUCUCGCCCCAGCCCUCUAAGUCGCCCAGCUUCACCUUCCGCCAGCUGUCUGUCUUCUUGCUCCCCUCCCGCUGCCCGUGACGUUGCUUCUUCGUCUCCUGACGCUUUCUCUUCUUCUCUUCUGCCAGCGUCCCUUGACGAUUCCGUUUGGCUUCCGCGAGUUCAGUGCAUGCGCGCAUCACCCUCAGCCGAUAGCCGAGAAGGCGCGCGACGAGCCCCAGCGACGAGCGGCAAGGAGGCGCGCGGCAUUGCGUCUUCGCAGCAGAAAGGCAGCGAAGUGCAUCAGAGGGGAGAAAAAGAAAACAACGCCGACUCCGCGUGCGACGCAUCAAGGUCAAAUGGCUGCUCGCCUUUACGUGCUGUCUCCGGCGCGACGAAGGAGGGCCCCGAAAGAGACAUUUGCUUUGCUUCCGAGUCCCUUCUAACCCAGAAGAAGCGCACAGCUGACGACAGAGGCCACACUUUGUCUUUGUUUGGGCAGAGACAAGCUACGGAGGAUUCAACAGAGGCAGGAGACGACGACGCUCUCCGCUUCGAUGCGGAUGAGGCGAUUCUCUCCCGCGAUGGCGGCAUCCACGAAUCUGGCGACGGCAACGACAAUGAUCCUACUUCUGGGUCAGCGCCGCCUGCUUCUCUCACCACAGAUACGCCCUCCGUGUCAACGUUGAAGAAAGAUGAGGCGAUCGCCCUUGCUAAUUCUGGCGAGGAAGUCGGACGGGGGGCGGGGUCAGGCCCCCAGGCACCCAGGGGCUAUCAGCGCGACGGAGAAAGAAAAGCGGCGCAGCCCGUCCUCGCCCCAGCUAUUCGACAUAACGCUGCGGUCGUGGGCGGCGCCCUCGGUGACGCUGGCGGCGCCCUCGGUGACGCUGGCGGCGCCCUCGGUGACGCAGGCGUCGCCGUCCAUUCCAGACGUGCCGCAGCUAGACAAGCCGCAUCUGGAGACCUUGCGCACGAUGCAUGCGCCCCGACGACUGCGGCGAGUGUGAGAAAGAAUUUGGAGACUGGCAGCGACUCGGGAACGCCGCUCCAAAGUGAGCCAGGACACAGCGGCCUCGGCGCCGACUCAGGCGCAUCUGCGUGCGCGCCAACGGGGGCAACUUUGGACUCUGAUUACCGUUUUUUGUGGGGGAAGAAAUCGACGAUCAAGGACGAUACAGUUUCCUGGAGAACUCCCAUACCGACAACUAGCCAUCCUCUCCAUCGAGGGUCAUCCAUCAGCCUUGGGGCCCACACCUGGAGACAGGCCGGUGCUGUGUCUUCUUCAGGCUCCGGUUGGGCUCCACCCGGCCCGGCCCCUGUCCGUCGAGCCCAAAUAGCGACCGCGAUCGGAGGCGAGCCGUCGGGCGCGGGGACGUUCUUGGGUUGCGCUGCGGCGCGGUCGGCGCGAGGUAAGGGGGGGGAUGAGGAGCAAAAGAAGAGGCCCGCGUUGCCUUUUGUAUUUUACAGGCAACACGUGGGCUUCCGCGAGGCCCGAGAUCACCUAUUGCGCCAUCCUCGAAGAGAUCGCCCAGUCAUCGUCAUCCCUGUCUCCUCAUCAGGCGCCUCUUCGCCCUCCCCGCUGUCUCCUUCCUGUCCUGUUUCUCUGCUUGCUGAGCCUUGCCCUUGGUCCACCCUGUCCGCGCCUUUGUCACCCUCGCGUCGGUCUUCACUGGCUCCCUCGCCGCUCCCCUCGUCACCGGUUCUGUCUCACUCUUCAUACUUGGCGUCUUCGGCUCCAGUGCGCAUGCUGCGCGGCAGCGACAGCGACCCCCUGGUUUCCGCCUCAUCAGGGCCGGAAGAGAAGCGUCCUUUAUCCCACGGAGGCGCCGACGCGCUGCAGCAUCAUGGCAGUUGGUGCCGUCCCCUCCCGGCAGCUGCUUCGUUUUGCAGCCCUCUUGCUUCUUCACCUCCGUCGGUCCACUCUUCUCUCGCACCCGCCGUCUCUCCUCCUGCCGCCUCCUGUCCUUCGCGAGACUCGGCUGUCCAGCACCCGAGGUUUUCCUCUGUGUCUCCCUCCCCACCUUCGAGCGUGGCUUCCUCCCGUCGCUCAGAUGUGCUCACGUGCUGGAAUUGCGGCGCUGAAGGCCGCGGCGUGCUGGCCCUGUACUUCGCAGGUGCGUUCCAGUUGCUCUCGCUGCCGAGCAAGCCCUCGCAGGCCGCCGCGCCCUCGGAGUACUUCCUCUCUCUGGCGCCGCACUGCCCGCUGUCUCUGAGCCCAGACGCCGCGUUCCGGCUGGGUCGUCGCCUCGAGUUCGCUGUCCUUCGCUUUUGCGUGGGCGUCAAGAGCGCGCGCGGGUGUCGCCGCACGAUGGAGGACGCCGAACUCGUUGUGCAGGAUCUGCGCGUGAGUUCAGCCUUCUCAUGCUCGUUUUUCGGCGUCUACGACGGGCAUGGCGGGCGCGACUGCGCCGAGUUCGUGAAACGCCACUUACACCUCACCUUCCGCCAGCAGCUCCUGCAGCUCUGCGGUCAACUCGAGCUCUCGCCCUGCGUCAACUUCCACAUCUUCCAGGCGCUCUACUUCGCCUUCCUCCUCACCGAUGCCGCCUACCUCAAGCGCCAGCGGGACGCUCGCGCCCACGCCGACGCUGUACGAGCUGCUCCCCCGUCCAUCGCGGCCUCUCGGGCGCGUUUCGAGGGAUCGCCGCAUGCUGCAAGGGCUGCGGAUGAUGGUUUAGGGCUUUUGACUCCGCCCCCGCCUCCACGCGGAGACUUACUCGGCGAGACUGGCCGCUGCGCCCACGUGGACGCGGAGUCGCAUGCAGAGCCCGCAGUUGCCUUGGAGGCGGCGACGUCGGCGUCGCCGCAUCCAACGGCUGCGAAGACUGCGACUGCGUCGGCGCCUGGGGCGCGCGCGUCCGACGGCCCUCGAGGCCCGGCUUACCCGCCUUUGUCGCUGGGUGGCGGGAGUCGACCGCAAGCGCGGCCGGUUCACGACGAGCUACCAGCUUCUCGGCUCGCAAAGGGGGGCUCCGCGUCUGGCUGCGCGUCGGUAGUAGUAGUUGUCGUCGGCGGCGCCGUUUGGUGUGCGAACUGCGGCGAUGCGAGGGCCGUCCUGGCCUGCGGCGGAAGAGCCGUUGACCUGUCCUCCGACCAUAAGCCGACGCGGAGAGACGAGCUGAACCGAAUCAUCCGCGCUGGAGGGUUCGUGCGCGGCAGGCGAGUCCUCGGCCGCCUCGCCGUCAGCCGCGCCUUCGGAGACAUCGAGUACAAGGGGAGUUUAUACGAAGAACUGGAAGACGAAGACGCGUGUGCAGCUGGUGGAGAGGACUCGGAGGGCAGGGAGAGGGAGGAACGGCGCGGAGAGGAGAAGGCGUGCGGAGAAGAGAAGGCGCCAACGGCGAGGCCAGCAGAGGAGGGAAAGAAAAAUAGUAAAGUGCACGGGUGCAGAGGCAUCUGUAGUUUCGAGAAUCCGACAAGACAGACGGCGCACGGGAGAUUCGAAGAAGGCAAGCAGCUGUACGUUGGACGCAGGCACGGCCAGGGGGAUGUUUUCUUCUGUUCUGCAUUUUCUUCUUUGCCUGCGGCGCCCUCGUGUAGCGCCUCGACGGACGGCGCCGAGGCGAGACGCGACAGGUGGGCGGGUGUGGGAACAGACGGAGAGGCGAUGAAGAAGGGCGGGUCGCAAGAGUCGUUUCCGAAGGCGACACUCUCCGAGAAGAGAAGAAAGAUCUACAGAGAGCCGCUGGUGAUUGCCGUUCCCGAGAUCCGUCUCCACAUUCUCUCGCCGAGCGACGAUUUUCUUCUCCUUGCAUGCGACGGCCUCUUCGACGUGUUUUCGAGUCAAGAGGCCGUCGCCUUCAUAUACUCGAGGUUGAGCGCGAUGCCGCCGUAUGAACAGGAUCCCCAGAAAGCCGUCGACGAGCUCGUCGCGGCGGCGAUCGAGGAGAGGAACACGCGGGACAACGUGACGGCGAUCCUCGUCGUCUUCAACCCCAUUGUCACAGCGCGCAGCUGA